AUGGCCUGGAAGAUGAAGAGGCGCGACGGCAAAACUGCAGAUUCCGGCGGUUUCGCGGCGGCGAAGCUAGGGAAUGCAGAUCCGGCCGUGGGGAAUGAAGAUCAACCCUGGGGAGCCGAAUCGUCGUCGGAAAAACGGCCAAAACUGGCCGGGAAGACGAAACAUCACGAUGGGGAAGAUGAAGAGUCACGGUGGAUGCGUGUUUCACGAUGGCGGCUUGCGGUGGCUGAGAUGAACGUUGUAUCUGGUCUAGCUACUGCCAAGCCCACUUUGGUUCCACUUGAUCCUAAAUUGAAGCUUACUAAUGUGGAAUAUGAUCAAGCUUUUUCUAGACAACCUGAUCCUAUCUUGAGUGAUCCAUCGCUUCCCAUUCCUCUUGGAUGUGAUAAUCAAUCAGCCAUUCACAUUGCCUCUAGUCCCAUUUUCCAUGAAUGUACAAAGCACGUUGACAUUAAUUGUCAUAUUGUUCGUGCAAAGAUUAAAGUAGGUUUAGUGCAUCCAGUCCAUAUUCCUACACAAGAUCAGCAUGCUGAUUUGUUUACUAAGGUUGUUCCUACUGCUCUUCAUCGCCAUUUGCUGUCCAACUUCUCAGCUGAAGUACUAAAAGUUUGUUCUUCGUUGUACUCUGGAUCAAAAUCAAACAGAUCAUACUAUGGAAUAAAUUUGAGAGGAACCAAUUCUUUGAUCUUGUGUGCAAGACUUGGAGGGAACGAUGAGCCUAUUUCUGAUUUACACAGGGAGGAGAUUCACACUUCUUCCAAUGUGAUGCUUGGAACUUCUCAGGAAUUAUACGACAACAUGGCUGUGGAGAUAGAAAAAUUAAUUUCUGCACAUCCGGAGGACGACAAUGGCCCAGCAAAAGAGAAGAAAUUGGGUUUCAUCUUGUCAUAUCCAGUGGAGCAAGCUGCAUCAACCUCUGGGUCUGCCAUAAAAUGGAAGAGUUUUGCGGUUAAUGAUGCAUAAUCAGGUUGGGAAAAGCUCGUAGCUGAAGUCAAUCAAGCUUUGGAGAAAAAUGGUGUGAACAUUCGUGUUUAUGCAUUGGUUGAUGAUACAAUUGGAAAUCUAGCUAGAGGUAGAUACUAUGACAGAGAAACUAUGGUUGUUGUUACUGUAGGAAUGGGCACAAAUGCUGCUUAUGUAGAAUCACCACAGGCAGUCCCUAAAUGGGAAGGUCCAUCGCCCAAAGCAGGCGAGAUGGUCAUUAGCAAGGAAUGGGGAAACUUCAGUUCCUUUCAUCUCCCGAUAACUGAAUAUGAUGCUUCUUUAGAUGCUGGAAGCUCGAAUCCUGGUCCCCGGAUCUUUGAAAAGCUGACUUCAAAAAUGUAUUUGGGAGAAAUUGUGAGAAGAGUCUUACUAAAGAUUGCCCAAGAAACUGCCUUAUUUGGAGAUAUUGUACCUCCAAAACUUAGAGUUCCGUUUCAAUUAAGGUCACCUGAUAUGGCUGCCAUGCAUCAAGACACAUCUGAAGAUCAUGAAGUGGUUGGUGAAAAACUCGAGGAAAUUUUUGAGAUAACAGAUUCUACUGCAAUGGCGAGAGAAGUUGUAGUGGAAGUUUGUCACAUUAUUGCAGAACGUGGAGCACGUAUGGUUGGAGCUGGCAUUGUGGCCGUGUGGAUACUAAACAAGCUUGGAAGAAUUGAACAUAAGAGAAGUGUCGUAAGUGUUGAAGAUGGACUUUAUGAGCAAUAUAGAGUCUUCAUAAAUUAUUUGCACAGCACUGUAUGGGAAAUGCUAGGGAAUGAACUCUCAGAAAAUGUAAUUGUUGAACACUCUCACGGGGGCUCUGGAGCCGGGGCCCUCUUUCUAGCUGCUUCCGAAUCAUAG
This is a messenger RNA of Pistacia vera, 1824 nucleotides long. Its product is annotated as probable hexokinase-like 2 protein. Gene Ontology annotation, biological process: glucose 6-phosphate metabolic process; glycolytic process; intracellular glucose homeostasis. Gene Ontology annotation, cellular component: cytosol; mitochondrion. Gene Ontology annotation, molecular function: mannokinase activity; glucokinase activity; fructokinase activity. Lineage: Eukaryota; Viridiplantae; Streptophyta; Magnoliopsida; Sapindales; Anacardiaceae. The record is from RefSeq and is a predicted model, not a curated record.